Messenger RNA from Hemiscyllium ocellatum (epaulette shark), 2384 nucleotides. RefSeq names its product G-protein coupled receptor 4-like. Gene Ontology annotation, biological process: G protein-coupled receptor signaling pathway. Gene Ontology annotation, molecular function: G protein-coupled receptor activity. Lineage: Eukaryota; Metazoa; Chordata; Chondrichthyes; Orectolobiformes; Hemiscylliidae. Bases 1084 to 2145 code for a protein of 353 amino acids. Gene Ontology annotation, cellular component: membrane. The record is from RefSeq and is a predicted model, not a curated record. The transcript has 2 exons.
AGACGGGUGCUGAGAGUGGAAGCGCCUGAGAGAGAGCAGUGAUCCGGGAAGGAGGGGGUUAACACUGCUCUCUGAUGGAUGAAAAACUCAGGUCUUUGAGAAAAGCUUACUGGACGCCCGGAGACUCUGUAAGCCGCUUCCUGUUUCUCAGACUCUAUUGUCACAACUUGACAGUGGUCUUUCAAACAGUGUAUAACAGGUUAGGCACAGGGUCCUGUGUCCCUGGUUCUCACUGUACAGUGAGAGAGAGAGAGAGAGAGCAGGAGGAAGGAUAACUGAUAAACACAGGAGGAGAGAGACAAACGUAGCACCUGGUGCAGGACCUGGAGGCGACCAUGAAAUUUGGAAGUGACUUUGUAAUUCUCGCACUGAAGUAUAAGACUGACUGUGAAUCCAGCUGAGCUCAGGGUCUGGGUGAGUGAUGCCAAGUUUCGGCUGAGGGUGCUGCUGGAGAAAGGUUUUGUGAAAAAAAAAGGAGAAAUGCUUGACUGAAUAACAACUUGCUGCUGAACCGAAGAACCGGCUGCUGUUGGCAAACGCAGAGAUUGGAACUAAACAGCCUGGCACCAUGGGGCAGAGGGAGUUCAGAGCAUGGGAGUGAAUUGGCCCAGCUCCUGUCAUCAUCUGGGACUCUGCACAGUCCACCGGGGACUCUCCACCACAUCGAGCCGCAACUUCGACUUUUAAGGCGGGGUUUCACGUGACGGGACGUCAACUUGCAAAUUUCCCGAGUAGGUUGGAUCCCCCCACUCCGCCGCCAAACUUUACAGCGAUUGGGAAAAGGAUACACAUUGGGGAAUAUAACAGCGCCCUUCCAUCGCCACAGACCAGACUCCAUUGGAAGCAGUGCGCCCGCCCCUCCCCCCCUCACUCCCCUGACUGGCUUUGUUCAUGGAAACUGGUUGAGCCCUAGCGGGGAGCACUGUCCCACACCGUUGACUGGGUGGCGUGCGUUUCAGGCGAUGGGUUCGUCCGGGAGAUUGGCGACACCGAUGGCCUGAGCGCUCCCCUGCCCCGCAUCUCACUCCCCCCCUCCCCCCCCCCCCACCCCCAUCCCCCGCCCACAACCUCCCGCCGAAGAAAAUGUGCAACGUUAGCGAUGAGAGCUGCGACGUGGACUCCCGGCUGGACAGCCUCUUCCCUCCGACGCUGUACAUCUUCGUCAUCGUCAUCGGGCUCCCCACCAACUGCCUGGCCCUCUGGGCGGCCUACCUGCAGGUCAAGCAGAGGAACGAGCUGGGGGUUUACCUCCUCAACCUCUCCAUCUCCGACCUGCUCUACAUCGCCACCCUGCCGCCGUGGAUCAACUACUUCCUCCACCAGGACAACUGGAUCCUGGGCCCGGAGUCCUGCAAGCUCUUUGGCUUCAUCCUCUACACCAACAUCUACAUCAGCAUCGCCUUCCUCAGCUGCAUCUCAGUCGACCGCUACUUGGCCGUGGCCCACCCGUUGAGGUUCGCCAAGAUCCGUCGGGUCAAGACGGCAGUGGUCACGAGCGUGGUGGUCUGGACGAUCGAGAUCGGCGCCAACUGCGCCCCACUCUUCCACAAUGAGCUCUUCGAAGACCGCUUCAACCACACCUUCUGCUUUGAGAAGUACCCCAUGGAAAAGUGGGUGGCCCAGAUGAACCUCUACCGCGUCUUCAUCGGGUUCCUCUUCCCCUGGAUCCUAAUGUUGUUUUCCUACCAGGGCAUCCUCAAGGCCAUCAAGGGCAACCUGUCCACCGAGAAGGGGGAGAAGGUGAAGAUCAAACGCCUGGCCCUCAGCCUCAUCGUCAUCCUCCUGCUCUGCUUCGCGCCAUACCACAUCAUCCUGCUCCUGAGGAGCGUCAUGUACCUGAGCAGGCCGUGGGACUGCAGCUUCGAGGAGAACAUCUUCACGGCCUACCACGUCUCGCUGGCCCUGACCAGCCUGAACUGCGUGGCCGACCCCAUCCUGUACUGUCUGGUGAAUGAGGGCGCCCGCAGUGACAUGACCAAGGGCCUGGCGCCGCUCCUGAAGUUCUUCGCCAGCUCCAAGUCGACGGAUAUUGCCCGGUCCGUCACCCUGGACACCCCUCUCUCCUCCAAAAAAUCCCAAUAUUUCAACAUUGAGCUGGUGGUACUGCGGGAGGACUGUAUUCAAAUGAAGACUUUGAGUUUAUAAAGAAUGAAGGACUAAAAAAAUAAAAUCCAAGGGUUGAAUGUUGUUUUAGUAUUGUUAGCAUCAUAAAUGUAUUUUUAUAACAAUCCUGUAUGCGGCAAUGAUUUUUAUUUUAAAAGAAACCUUAUUUAAAUCAUUUUGAACUGCUGAGUAACCCUCCCAUCAGGCCUCCAUUUUCUUUCCUGCCGUCUAUUUUGAGAUUUACUUUGUCUCCUUCUCCCUUGCCGUACUUCCUGUGGCCA